Messenger RNA from Cyclospora cayetanensis, 1227 nucleotides. RefSeq lists its product as uncharacterized. Bases 1 to 1227 code for a protein of 408 amino acids. The record is from RefSeq and is a predicted model, not a curated record. Lineage: Eukaryota; Apicomplexa; Conoidasida; Eucoccidiorida; Eimeriidae. The transcript is spliced from 5 exons.
AUGCGUUUGGCAACAUUAUCCCUGGUGUUGGCUGCCGCGCUGGCCACAGUACAAUCUGAAAGGAUCAAAAGGAGAUUUGGUUUCAGGCGUAGCCGCAGCAGUGACAGUGUCCUUGGUCCCGGUGUAGGCGCUCGGCAGGAGGCGUUGAGGAAAAGCCGAUCCAUGCCUGAGUGGUUGGAAAAAGAGGAGGGCCAAAUUGGCUUUUUUGCUGCUAUUUUGUUAGUGGAAAAGUUCCUCGAUUCGCGUCCCUCGAAAGAGGAUAUCUUAGCAGCUUUGAUGGAUCAAGAAAGCGAUGAGCCUGAGCAUUUUGAGGAUAUACACAUGGAGAGCUGCGGCAACCGUCCAAUGGCUAGAAUCUACAAUCCAGAAGAAGCUGUACAACGCCUCCAUCUUCACCAUUCCCCACGACUUGGUUCCCUGGAAGAGAGCCUCAAGGAGUAUCAACUGUUUGUCAUUGAUCACGAGCGUACUAUGAACAAGAUCAGAGAUGCUAUGAUAAAAGAAUCACACUCGAGACUCCGUCUUGCAUACAUUCAGUGGAACGCCUUGCUAGUUGUUCCCAACGCCUUGCAAAUACUUUUUGCCUUUCUUAAGCCUGGAAUAGGAUUCGCUGUAGAUGAGGUAGAUGCAAUAGCUGUUUUGCUCCAAGAAAACAAAAAGCUCCGUCCUCGGAGUGAGGCACGGUUUUUGGAAAACAUACAAUACGUGCUAAACGCAAUAAGCACAACUGCAGAUUGGGGAACGCCUUCAAUCAUGUACUUGAAUAACCUCAUAGGGACGCAACCAAGGACCCUUUUUAGGCCCAACACCCAGACAAUUAUAUCCGUAUUCCGAAAACCGUUUCAGCCCAACGGAGUUUGUGAAACGAAGCAGGCGAUUCGCUAUAGGGAAAAGGGCUUCGUUGGUACCGUCUUCAACAUUCCCAACAUGGGCCAACUCGCUGUGCUCGGGGCUCAUCUCAAGGGAUGGGACGCUGCUCAGUUCGAAAGCUUAAUUCCUGUUCUUGUCAGCAGCUGCGGAGAGGCCGAGAAAGGCCUUGAUUCGUUUUCCCUGGGAGUUGUUUUUGGAGCGGACUGGAACGAGCACUUUCACACCGGGGCCAUGAAGAGCCUGUACACACUGGUUCAUGCCAAUCCGACAAACUUUCCUGGCCUACAGAAAAGCGACUUCCCCACUAGAAUGCGUACACCUCAGUCUUCAUCUGUGGACCCUCCCUUUCCAUAUUAG